UUCUUCCUUUAUCGCCCAACUGUCAAACAGUGACAUCAUUUUCGUGUUUGAAAAAAAAGAAAACAACAAACGAAACAGAAACCGGAUUGCGAAGCGAGCUGUGUGUUUUUCAUUCCAUAUAUAGUACAACGCACCCACAACAUUAUCGUUUCACCGUAAAGUGCAUCCGUCUGGUACGCCAAGCAAGCGCGACUCCUUCGAAAGUGCACGCGAGUCCGAAAAGGGGCAGCAGCAACAAUGUCCACGAACAGCGGUGGCAGUGCUAGUGGACACUACCCAGCGAAUGUAGCAGUAUCCAACUACCACGAUAUUUACGUUCAACAGCAGCCCGGCCAAGAAGAACUAGAUAGCACAAACACUAGCACCUCGGCACCACCGGUACCACAACCAACAGUGAUAGUAUCCUCGCAGUCGGGUACACAGACCAGAAGCGACAGCAGCUCUCUCUACUUUCCGACAGCUCCACCAGUCCCGUACAGUGAGCUCGGCGAACCGAGUACAUCACGCCGUGGAGAACCGCCCAGUUACGAUGAAGCGGUGGAUGUGGAAGCGCCACCACCGUCCUACGAUUCCCUGUUCGGACGGGUACGGGAGGCGCGCAAAUCUUCCCGGGGAAUUUUGGAUUUUUUAGUAAACAUUGUUAUUCUGGUGCUUGGCACGCUCGGUUGCACCAUCGCCCUGGGCAUUACGAUCGUCAUACCGGUGUGUAUGAUCGUGUUUGGUUCCAUCUACCUGUACGAUUGUCCACAGGGUGAAUACAUACCGGUGUAUCUGCUGGUCGGUGGUGGUUUCGGUGUGCUAAAACAACUGCUACACCUUUCCACACGUGUCCGUAGCCGGGAGGAACAGGAACUGGAACGAUUGCGACAAACACCGACGCAAACGCUCAUCAACUGCUUCAUGCUCGGUUGGUUCAUUAUUGGUUCGUUUUGGAUUUACCAAAUUUACGAACCGAACUACGAUCCGGCUUUGGGCAAGUAUUGCAACAAAUCCCUGUACCUGUUCACCUUCUGGCUCAUCACGUCCGUCUACAUGAUGCUGUUUGUCGUAACGAUCGUGCUGUGCAGUGUCAGCAUCAUUAGCCUAUGCUUUCACCGGCAAACCUAACCGGUACUGCCAAACAUUUCGACGGAUACGGGCCCUGCACAGCCUCACCUGACCAAUGCGCACCACUAGAAGCCAUUUCGCAUGGCUGGAAAACCGCCUGCGCACAUUAUACUUGUUGGAGAAGCUUUUGUCGUAAUUUUUCAUCCCUUUCUCAUUAUACAUCUCUUCUCAUUAAUACGAUUGAGAGAUCAUAUGUUGACGAAUUGUGGAAGAAAAGAAUCGAUGGAAACCCUUUUAAAAAGGAUUACAUUUUCUUCCGUUUGCUCCCUCUCACUGUUUUUUGCGAUCGUACAAUCGAUGUGAUCUGCACCUCUUAGCACACAACGUUGAAACAAACAAAUACGUUGAUCGUGUUUGCUUGCUUCUUGGGAAGUUGUUUUUUUUUAUAAUAAAGCCUUGAUGUGGUUAGUUGCAUUGGUUGCGACAAGUAUAAGUGUUGCACGGUCACGAAUCUGGGAAUUCAAUUUCCUUCGAGAAGAGAGUGAUCUCUUUUAAGAAUUUAACGGAUCGUAUCUUCGAUCUUCCACAUUGCUUUAGCCACAUUGAGAAUUUUUGUUCAAAGAGAAUUUGUCGUUCAGCUUAACGCUUGAUACCAAAAGAAAAUGAUGAGAUGGGAAUAUGUUUCGCUUAAACAAACGAAUAUAAUGAAGAACUGAUCUAGUAAAUUGCUCCUCUUUAUCGAUUUUGCUUUAAAUCGUUUUUCUUCCAUUUGUUGCUUUCUUUUCCACUGUUUGAAGCAUACUAUUCCAAUAAAUUAAGUUAAUUGAGCCCACCACAAGCACGUAACGGGUUGGCAUACAAAUUUAUCUCCCUUUUGUUGGUCACAAGCAAAGCAGAGACAGUUGAACACUUGUCCGUAAGGUCAUGCGGCAUAAGUAAUGCGCCAUUUCGUUGGUCUAUUUACAACCAAACUGUAAGCCUCGAAUUUCUAAGCAUGUACAAUGUGAAUAUGCUUCCUUAUGCUUUUAAAACGAGCCGUACGCCGUUUUGCAGCACGAACCUCCUCUGCGGUGAAAACAUACAAAACGCCAAAUCUAUAGUGUACAGAAACAAAACACACAAAGCUGCGUUCGGUGUCGCACAUGAUUUAAAUGUUUAGAUAUCUAUAUUAUAUGUAUUAUAUCUGUAAGCCAGUUAAAUACACAUACACGCAACGGUAAAGUUACAGUGAAAGCUUUCUGUCUUCGUAAGCCGCAUCACUGUGGCGUAUGUGGCAGCACUGUGUGUAUAUCUAUAUUUUUUUAAUCAUCCAUACCAACACCACAAUGAUAAAUGGUGUGUUAAAUUCUUAACGUUUAAUGAACUGUGUAAAACCACGAAGAUUAUACAUGCAUAUAUACAUAUACGCAAUCGAUUUAUACAAAAAAAGAGAUAAUAGGGGCGGCUUCAUGAAACAGACCAAAAUAAAAAGCAGAACUAACAACUAACUAUGAAGCACUAAAUAGUUAAACGCCAUUGGAAAUCUUGUGUAAUGAAGAAAGAUUUAGUAUAAACACUAACAAGAUACCUAGUAAUGGGUAAAGGAAACGCAAAGAACACACGAAAUUUAUAGCUCCUUUUGGUACUGGAACUUAAACCUACCGAGCAGAGAUGAAGGGUUUACCUUCCGGGCGUUACAUAUAAAAUGCAUAAUGCAUUCUACGGUCAGUACUGCUUGUUGUACAACGCUUCUCUUUCUCGCCAAUUCAGUACUACUGGUUUAAUCGGCCAAAAACAUCCUGAGGCAAACGAUGUUGUUAUAAUGAUACACGAUUCCAUUUCAUCUCACUGAUCAGAAUCAAUAAACAAAUAUUGGAGAGAACCCUGAA
Anopheles funestus (African malaria mosquito) is the source of this 2915-nucleotide messenger RNA. RefSeq lists its product as uncharacterized. The record is from RefSeq and is a predicted model, not a curated record. The transcript has 3 exons. Lineage: Eukaryota; Metazoa; Arthropoda; Insecta; Diptera; Culicidae. The coding region runs from base 238 to 1107 and encodes 289 amino acids.